This is a messenger RNA of Ostreococcus lucimarinus CCE9901, 924 nucleotides long. RefSeq lists its product with no specific name. Gene Ontology annotation, molecular function: hydrolase activity. The annotation marks the transcript as partial. The transcript has a single exon. Lineage: Eukaryota; Viridiplantae; Chlorophyta; Mamiellophyceae; Mamiellales; Bathycoccaceae. The record is from RefSeq and is a predicted model, not a curated record.
GGACGCGUGGUGGCGAUAGGGGACCUGCACGGGGACAUCGGACAGGCGAGACGAGCGCUGCGAAUGGCGGGGGUCCUGGACGACGAAGACGACGCGGGGAACCCGCGAUGGGUGGGCGGCGACACGACGUUGGUGCAGCUCGGGGACAUUCUCGACCGCGGGGACGACGAGAUAGGGAUUUUGAUCUUGCUUCAAAAGUUGGAUAAGGAGGCGCAGAAGCAAGGCGGACGCGUGUACGUGAUGAACGGCAAUCACGAGGUUUUGAACGUUUCGGGAGACUUUAGAUACGUGUCGCGCGGUGCGUUCGGGGAAUCGACGCGAUUCAGCGAGCAUUUAGUGAAGUUGUUCGGGGAUAAGUUCCGAGACGCGUUCGGCGUGGACGAGGAGGACGCGUGGGCGAGGCAAAGCAAGGCGCGCAUCGGGUUGUUCUCCCCGGGCGGACCUUUAGCCCAGCAGCUCUCUAUGCAUCACACGGUGUUGAUCGUGAACGAUACCGUGUUCGCGCACGGUGGCUUAGUCCCUAGGCACGUCGAAUUCGGCCUCGAUAAGCUCAACCGAGCGGUGACGGAUUGGAUGCGCGGGAAAGAGAUCAAGGACGACGAGACGCGCCAGGCGCUCGGCAUGGCGAUCGGUGGCGUGCGAGAUUCAAUCGUCUGGCAUCGCGCGUACGGCACUGAAAAGUUUGCCACGGACGAAGAUCGUUCGACCUCGUGCGAACUGCUGGGGAAGACUUUGGGCAUGAUUGACGGCGUCUCGCGACUCGUCGUCGGACACACGCCGCAGCUCGGCGGCGCAAACUGCGAGUGCAACGGUCAAAUCUGGAGAAUCGAUGUCGGGAUGUCUUUCGGCGUUCUGGGUGCCGAACCGCAGGUUCUCGAAAUUGACGGCGACGAGGUGCGAGUGCUGUCCUCGUCGUCGGUUCGC